Metarhizium robertsii ARSEF 23 is the source of this 789-nucleotide messenger RNA. RefSeq lists its product as uncharacterized. Gene Ontology annotation, biological process: mycotoxin biosynthetic process. Bases 1 to 789 code for a protein of 262 amino acids. The transcript has 3 exons. NCBI's taxonomy places the organism in Eukaryota, Fungi, Ascomycota, Sordariomycetes, Hypocreales, Clavicipitaceae. The record is from RefSeq and is a predicted model, not a curated record.
AUGCACUCGCGCCAAAAAUACAAAUUGUUGGGUCAGACGUCGUCCCGUGCUUCACAAGACGACGUUGAGUCUGAUGAUGACGCCACAUUCUCGGCACAAGAAUUGGCCUUGACGCGGGCAAGGAAGAUAAUAUACGCACUACUUUUUAUGCUUGGCGUUACUGCCGUUUCUACGGCUCUGCUCUUGACCAGACAGCGGUGCUCUCUCACCUCUCCAAGUUUCUUUGAUCUAGAAACCAACGUGCCGGUGCCCAUUUCCCAUAAUGACCAUACCAUCGAAGACCCUAUGUGGGAUUCUCCCGAGUAUGACUGGUACCUAGGAUGGGUCGCGCUGCAAAACGACGUUGCCCAGUCCAAGGGUUUGCCUACCGCCAUGCACUGGCCCUGGGACAGCUCCAGGAGCAUAUAUAUAUUGCACGGGUUUCACUCUUUACACUGCGUGCCCUUGAAGUUCUUGCUGCGCGACGUCAUAAUGCAGUACCACGAUAACAAGACGCAGACAUGGCCAUACGGACAUGUAACGCACUGCCUACAUGUCCUUCGCGAGGACGUCAUGUGUGCCGCUGACGACACGCCGCGGUAUACGGGGCGGUUGCACGCGCAGGAGAACGAGACCGUGGUGGAAUCAGGGAUAGGCCAGGUUCGCAUGUGCCGCGACUGGAACAAGCUGCGCCAGCACGCUAUUGACAACUCUGCUUGCUACUAUCGUCCUGGCGAUCAUUAUAUUCCGCUGCUGGAUCGCUAUAAGAGGUGUCCGGAUGGGAGCAAGCCGUGGGAGAAGGAGGAAUAG